GACUCCGUCAAGGUCGCCAUGCCCGCCAUGCUCGCCCAUCAGUUGGUGGAUGCUGCGAUUUCUCGCGGUAAAAGUACUGUUGAUAACCUCAAAAGCAAACCUGGAUACCUCAAGUGGACUGUUGAACGUGUAGAACAGCCCGUACUGUAUGUUGCCGAUACAAACCUGGCCAAGGCGGCAUUGAAAGCCGGUGAUCACGCUCUCACGAUUGCCGACCAGACCAUCGACAAAGCUAUGAACACUCAUGCAUACAAAUCGACCCAUGCCUUUGUCAAGACCACAUAUUCGACCAAGGUCCAGCCUGUCAUCGAGAAGAGGAUAGUUCCGGCCACCAAUGCUGUUUCCUCUGGCAUUGCUACCACCACCUCCACCAUUGUCAAUGCGCCCGCCAAGACGUACGAGGCAACCAUGACCUUCGCUGACCGCCAAGUAGAUUACUUCCUGCCUGAGAAGGACCAACAGCUGGACAAGGACCUCAAGAAGUCCCCAGUCGGGAUCACGUUGAAGGUCUCUCGUAGGACUGGUCGUAGGGUCAUAGCCGUGAAGAACAGGGUCCACAAGGCUGCCUCCUGGGUGGUGGACACAGCUCGGCCCUCCAAUGUGAAGCGCCAGGCCACCAAAACCUACAGCAAUAUCUUCUCUGCCUUGGAUGGAUUUGUUGACAAGUACCUUCCUGACGACGACAAGAUUGUGGCAAAAGGACCCAUCGUGUUGACGAAGAAGGUCAUGACUCGUGGUAAGAAACGAGGACUCGCUGCUGCACGAUCAGCCAUGCUCGCGGUCAAGACCUCUCCUCAAACCUUCAAGAGAAUCCUUUCGGACACCGUCAAGGGUGCGAAGUUGAGGAUCAGCAACACCUACAUUGCCACCUGCAAGAGUGUGAACAACUUCCAUCAAGCACGAAUCCAACCAUUGGUCGAGAGCGCUCAGACAAGGGCCUUGGCUGUUGUCAAGAGCACGGACUCUGUGCUCUUGAAAUAUCCCCUCACAGCCAAGAUCAGGAAUGUCACCGUUUCGCAAUUUGAAAAGCAUUUGGCUCCACUGCUCGGCAGGCUCCUCUCGUUGAACUCGGCUCCUUCCUCUAAGGCAAUUCAGCAAGAGAACAGGAAGAGUUCGGCUGAUGAGUCGAAGGAGACUCCUGCUCCCGAAACUUCGUCUGCAUCGGCAAAGUCGAAGAAGUCAGUGGACUCUGACAGCUCGAAGGAGGAAGCAGAUUCCAAGGAAGAUGAGGAGUGAACACUCGGUCGUCUUCGCCGGGCCAUCACAUGGUCCCUGUUAAUAGAGUGAUUGGUCCUUGACGAAUAUUUUAUUUUGAAUGAAGACUAACUGUUGAU
Messenger RNA from Guillardia theta CCMP2712, 1334 nucleotides. RefSeq lists its product as hypothetical. The record is from RefSeq and is a predicted model, not a curated record. The transcript is spliced from 8 exons. NCBI's taxonomy places the organism in Eukaryota, Cryptophyceae, Pyrenomonadales, Geminigeraceae. Bases 19 to 1236 code for a protein of 405 amino acids.